AUGAGAGCUUAUAAGCUAGUUCGAUGGGGACAACCUGGUCAGUAUAUCGAUGUUCCGCAACCGACUCCCGGUCCGCUGGAUGUCCUGGUCCGCGUCAAAGCUGUCGGUCUCUGCCGCUCUGACAUCGACAUGAUGGACAGCCAGCCCGGCGAGGAUCCUUAUGCGAGCGCCAUCGAUGCCGGCUACAUCCUCGGACACGAGACGGCCGGCUUCGUUGAAUCAUGGGGCUCGAGUGUGACGGAUUUGGAAAAGGGGGAGACGGUGGUGCUCCAUCACAUGCGCCACUGCGGCUUCUGCGAGUAUUGCGAAGCCGGCAUUGAGCAGCAUUGUGACCACUUCCGGCGCGGUGCAAUUGGCAUGACUCGAGGCUGCGGCUUCGACGGAGGACUCGCAGAGUUCAUUGUCGUCCCCCGUACCGAACUCAUCUCCGUGGGCUCCGCCGACCCCGUCUUGUUUGCUCCCCUCACCGACGCCGGUGUGACUGCGUAUGCCGGCUGCAAGCCCUUUUGGCCCCUACUGCGCCCGGGGACGAGCGUACUGGUCAUCGGUGUCGGCGGCGUCGGCGCCUACGCGAUCCAACUCAUCAAGCUACGCACUGCCGCCAAAGUCGUUGCGGUAGAUACGUCCCAGGAUCGCCUCGAUCUUGCCAAGAAACUAGGUGCCGACGGGAUCGUGCUCUCACAGCCAGACACUGAAGCUCGCGUACGCCAGUUUCUCAACGGAAGAGGCGUCGAAUGCGUCCUGGACGUCGUCGGAACCGAUCGCACUCUGGCCUUGGCCGCCGCCUUAGUGCGCCCGGAGGGAUUUGUCUCUGUUGUGGGCAUGCAGGGCGGCAGCGUCAAGCUUGGCUGGAACAGGAUAGCGACGAGUGCUAGGUUUGCAACCUCGCUGGGGAGCACGCGUCAAGACCUGCGCGAAGUUUGUCAGCUAGCACUGGAAGGGAAACUGCAGAUUGACAUUGAUCGAUUCUCCUUUGAUCAGAUCCCCGAGGCUUACGAGAAGCUGCGGAAAGGACAACUUUAUGGUCGUGCCGUGAUUGUUAUGGACAACGUAUUGCAGUAG
This is a messenger RNA of Ilyonectria robusta, 1062 nucleotides long. Its product is annotated as chaperonin 10-like protein. The record is from RefSeq and is a predicted model, not a curated record. Gene Ontology annotation, molecular function: oxidoreductase activity; zinc ion binding. The transcript has a single exon. NCBI's taxonomy places the organism in Eukaryota, Fungi, Ascomycota, Sordariomycetes, Hypocreales, Nectriaceae. The coding region runs from base 1 to 1062 and encodes 353 amino acids.